AUGGCUGAUGUUGUUUCACUGGUGGCUGCGGGUGUGGGAAUCGCUGAAGUUGCAUUUCGGAUCAUCAUCUAUCUCAAAGAAAUCAAAGCAACCGCUAAGACAAUAGGCGAAGAUAUUGAGGGCUUGAUAAACGAGAUCGAAGGUCUUCAAAAGGUACAUGGUCACCUCGAGAAGGAAUACCUCAAGAGUGUGACCAAUGUCAACAUGGGAGACGAUGAGAGGAGCCUUUGGACAAGCACAGGACAAACUCUCAAGAACGGACAAAAGCUUACAAAGAAGCUCGAGGAAUCGGUGCAGUCUAUCUACGGUGAUCAUAAGCUGGUUACUGGGAGGCUGGAUUGUUGGGAUAAGUCGCGUAGGAAGAAAAGCAAAGACAGCAUGAUCUCUGGACUUCGAGACCAGAUCAAAACAUAUCAAGGAGCCUUACAGAUGUUGCUCGGUUUCAUUUCCAUGCAGUCCACUCGCGAAAGCCACAAGGACCAGAAUGCCCAGCUCGACAAAUUGGUAACCGAUCUACAAGAACUGAAGAGUCGAAUGGAAAAAUCGCAGCACACAUCGUUACCCUUAUAUGAAGCCGUGACUACCACAACAGCUUAUCGCGAUUUCAACGUUGAAUCCGUGUCAGUCGUGAACCAGCUCGGUAUUGCAAUCGACAAUAUUGCGCAUAAUCCAGCGUCCGACGCCUCGAUAACAAACGAACAUUUUGAUAUUCCAAAACCUGUUGAUCCGUUCUAUACUGGUCGUGAAGAGUACGCAAAUCGCUUGCGCAGCUGGAUGUUACCGAGUCUUUCUCGAAAGCAACGCGGUACAACGAACGUCAAGGCAGAGCAAAAACGUUUCAUUGUAUAUGGGCUUGGAGGCGCAGGGAAAACGCAGUUCUGCUCCAAGUUUGCCGAAGACAAUCGCCAUUACUUCUGGGGAGUCUUUUGGGUAGACGGUAGCAGUCGGUCGCGGUUGAAACAGACAUUCUCUCAGAAUGUGUCCAAGAUUGGAAAAGUGGAUCUCAACGAAAAUGCUGCCCUCCAUUGGUUAUCAAACUUAAGUCUUCCUUGGCUUCUUAUCAUUGAUAAUGCCGACGACCCUGAUCUCAAACUUCCCGACUAUUUCCCACGAGGCAACCGAGGUCACGUUCUCAUCACGACCCGCGAUCCUGGGAAAAAGGCGUAUGGUACUGUUGGCGAUCGAUAUUUUGAAUUCCAAGGACUGAGUACGAGCGAUGCAAGUAGUCUGCUGCUGAAAGCAGCCGGUCAGUCGGAACCAUGGGACACGGUCGUAUCCAGUAUUGCUUUGAAGAUCGCGAAAGCCCUUGGCUUUCUUGCAUUGGCAAUCACGCAUGCGGGUAGGGCCAUCCGCGAAGAGUAUUGUAAGCUGAGCGAGUACUUGCAUUACUAUGAACGCCAAUGGGAAGAAACAAGACAGACCAGACUUCCAGUAAAAGACAAGGAUGCUGCUGACGAGUUGAGUGUCUUCUCGACGUUCGAAUUGAAUCGAGAAGCUAUCGAGAAGCGAGCGACUAGAGCAUCUCGGGACGCCCUUCAGCUGCUCGAUACAUUUGCAUUUCUUCACAAUCAAGACAUUCGAUACGACCUUUUGCAACGAGCUAUUGAAAAUGCCCAAGUUGAACAUAUAAAGGAACAGAGGACAGAUGAUGACGUCGUCAAAUCGCCACUGUGGUGGAUUCUCAACAUGGUGCAAAGAAACCGCGUUUCUGGUCCUUACCUAUCUCUACCAGAAUCGAAGUCCGUUAUUCGAGAUGGACGAAACAAUAAGGCAAUGGAUGAGGAUCGACUACGUCUAGCUCUACGGCAGUUGACUCAAUUUUCCCUUAUAAUAAGAAGUCAUAACUCCGAAGGCUACUCCAUGCAUCCCCUUGUACACAAAUGGGCGCGUGAGCGACCUGGUAUGAGUAUCGCAGCGCAAGCAGUUUGGGCUGAAGCGGCCGUAAUGCUAUUAUCACACUGCAUUCUGAUCCCACCGCUUGGCAAUACGGAAGAAGAGGAAGAAGUCCGGAAAUAUAUCCUCCCCCAUGUGGAUCACGUACGUCAAUGUCAGCAAUCUAUGGAGCAACGCAUGAGAGAUAAGCGCAUGGCACGAAUGAAACCAUGGCCAGUAUUCGAUGGCGGCUUUGAUAGGGGCAAAGCUAUGACAUAUGCUAAAUUUAGCCUGGUGUACAUGCAGAAUGGAAGGUGGGAAGAGGCCAAGCGACUGCAAACUGCAGUAAAGGAUUUCACGACCCAAAUCCUGGGCAUGAAGCAUCCCGUUACUCGUCGCGUCACCCGCCUACUAGCUACAACCCUCUUCAACCUAGGCCAAAGUGAGGACUCAGCUAAGAUGGAAAAAGAAGUCUUGGACGCUUGUGUGCGUUUCUUGGGUGUCAAUCAUCAGGAGACACUGGUGGCCAAAUUCACUCUUGGAAAGGCGCUUUUCUUACAAGGCAAAUUUAGCCAGGCCAAACUUCUCCAAGAAGAGGCGGUCGAAGGUCUGACUAGGCUAAUUGGCCUGGACCAGGAAGAUACUCUUGACGCAAUUGACUGGCUUGGUCAGACUCUACUCAUGUUCUAUACCAAAGAGCAUGUGACUCGUGCCCGUCAACUCUUUGUCAUGGCAUCAGAAGGCAUGCGAAAAUUGCAUGGAGAUGAACAUACACGUACACUGGAAGCGCGUGAACACCUUUGUACUGCGGCCAUUCGGACGGGGGACAAAGAUCAUUUGGACGAAGCGCAUACGAUGAUGAUAAAGAUUCUGGAAAUCCGAAAAGAGAAACUUGGCAAAGAGCAUGCUUACACAUUACUUGCGAUGGUAAACCUCGCUCUUGUAAAAUGCGCGAUGGGUAUGAUCCAUGAAGCAGAGGCACUUAUGCAGCACGGCUUACCUAUCGCUGCACGCAAUUUAGGCGAAGGCCACAUCGCCUAUCUUUGGGGCCGUUAUCAUCUUGGCCGAAUCUGGGUACUUCAGGAAAGAUGGACGGAGGCGGUAACCUACCUUCUUGAUGUCACAGAGAGGCAGCGUUACACAUUGCAAGGAAGAGGCGAGUUUCAUCCCGAUAGAAUUGGCGGCCUGAUCGAGCUGGCAACAGCAUACAACGCGCUGGGGAAAGUUGAAGAAUGCGAGAGGGUGACCGAAGAGGCUCUGGCUGCGUUAGCAAAGAUAUCUACGACUGAACAUCCGGAGGCCAAGAAGUUAAGGGAAAAUAGAAACAUCUGGAGGCAACGGAGAGUAGAAAGCAUGGAGAGGCAAGAUUUCACGCAAUUACCUUGA
Pyrenophora tritici-repentis Pt-1C-BFP is the source of this 3258-nucleotide messenger RNA. RefSeq lists its product as uncharacterized. NCBI's taxonomy places the organism in Eukaryota, Fungi, Ascomycota, Dothideomycetes, Pleosporales, Pleosporaceae. The record is from RefSeq and is a predicted model, not a curated record.